This is a messenger RNA of Pundamilia nyererei, 1129 nucleotides long. RefSeq names its product doublesex- and mab-3-related transcription factor B1-like. The record is from RefSeq and is a predicted model, not a curated record. NCBI's taxonomy places the organism in Eukaryota, Metazoa, Chordata, Actinopteri, Cichliformes, Cichlidae. Gene Ontology annotation, cellular component: nucleus. Gene Ontology annotation, molecular function: RNA polymerase II cis-regulatory region sequence-specific DNA binding; DNA-binding transcription factor activity, RNA polymerase II-specific. The coding region runs from base 227 to 997 and encodes 256 amino acids. Gene Ontology annotation, biological process: regulation of transcription by RNA polymerase II; sex differentiation. The transcript has 3 exons.
UCUGACCAAUCAACUUGCCAAAUUUGAUUGGUCAGGCAAAUUGAGAAACUCAGCACUUGAUUGGCUCACUGCCCGUGGGACAAUGAGAGUGACAGAUUUCCCAGACUUGAAAUUGAUACUUUUUCCUCUGUAUCUCUCUCUCUCUCUUUUUUUUUAAACAUAGUUCACGUUGGGUCACACGAGUGGGCCCAUUUGGUUGAUUUAGUGCGGACACCACGGUAAUGAAAUGUCCAUGUCUUUACCUAAAGACUCAGCAGGGACAAACGACUACGCAGGGAAGCCAAAAUGCGCCCGGUGCCGACACCACGGGAUUAUCGUCCCGAAGAAGGGCCACACAAAAAUCUGCCCUUUCUUGAAGUGCCAGUGCUGGAAAUGCUACCUGAUAACGGAGAGGACGAAGAUCGCCGCCCUACAGAGGGAAAUGAAAAGAGCCAUGAAAGAGACCCGACCCGGAGCCAGAAGGGUUAACGCGCAGGGGGACAAGGCUUUUGGGACCUCGAACCCAGAUGGGGGUGCUCCAUCCACAUCUGAACCGAUGUGCCCGCCGCCCGGAGGAAGCCCGGAGAAGGGCUCACCCGCCUACCCUUGGAGUAGGCCUGAGGCGGGAGGACAGCCCGAGUCCGGCUGUCGCGACAGCAGGGAUGUGCUGCCGUCGGCUGGUGAUUCACCUUUUUUCAGUGAAUUCAGGCAGAUGGCACGUCUGCCUCUUGUUCACUUUCCAGUUAGCAUGCCAGGCUAUCACGCCAGCAGCUAUCCCUCUCCACCUCAUCAAUUCCUGCCCAAAAUGUGGCUGCCCCCUGUACAUGUUGGGUACCUUUACCCUCCCCCACUACAGCCUGGUCCUCCAGCUGCUUGCAGGGGAGCCUUCUUUACCCAUCAGUCACUGCCUGAGACUUUUAAGGAAGAGCUGAUGUCACGGCAGCACCCACCACCUCCUGCACCCAGAGCCACUGAGCAGGAAGCUGCUCAGCAAGUUGAUGAGGGGAAUGAAUCAUAAAAAAAAUAUGUAUGUAUGUUUUCCCUGUUAUUAAGUUAUUGUGUUUCUUGUUCCCUUGUUCCAGUUCACGUUUAGGUUCUUGAAUUGUUGUUGAAUUGUUUAAAAUUUAAAGGUUACACAUCUGUUUUAUUU